Messenger RNA from Penaeus indicus, 1096 nucleotides. RefSeq lists its product as uncharacterized. Lineage: Eukaryota; Metazoa; Arthropoda; Malacostraca; Decapoda; Penaeidae. The transcript is spliced from 3 exons. The record is from RefSeq and is a predicted model, not a curated record. The annotation marks the transcript as partial.
GGAAACAUAUGUUCCCUCGUGAGUGGCUUACUGACGGGCAGCCUAAAGGUAAUCAAGUGACUGAAGAUGUUGAUGGUUUUCUAGGACGAGAGAGUCAGGAUGCCAAACACGAGCACAACUGUUGUAAGUUGGAGAAGGUUGAUUCUAAGGACAAAGCCUGUCAAACUAACUACGAGGAUCACUUUGAGAACAUCAUGGCAGUGUCAGCUCAACACAGUAUGAUGCUGGACGACAACUUUACCCUUUAUGGCCCAUACCAAGCCUUGGCCUGCAUGCAAGUUAUGUUCUCUUUGGGCGAAACAAUUUACGAAGCCACAAAUAAAGAUAUGAAGAGGCAAACAGACCUAGACACAUUACAAAAGGAAUAUUCUAAAAAGAAGAAUCUGAACAAAUUACUUGGACUCCUGCAGCAUAUUUUGAUUCCUAGGGCAGAACAAGAUUGCCAGGUCAGUAUGAAAACAGAUUAGUUUCUCAAGAUGAAAAGUUGUAAUAGUUUCUUUUGCUGUAAAAAUGGAAUGGUUUAUUUGAAUGAAAUGGUGUGAUUAAUUUUCCAUGAUGUUUUCAAUGUAGGAAUUAGAGUUUGAUCAUUUCAAUGUGCUGAUCUUGAUACUAUGGCAUAGUCAUUUUCUUUUCCUGAAGUGGAAAAAAUCUUCUAUUUUUGUGUUUGACUGAAGUGGGAAAAAAUGUUUUCUUUCCAUUCUUUGAGUGAAAUGAUAUGGCAUUUCUGUCUUGCAGAGCUUCUGUUAAUAAUUGAUUUGUGUUGAUAGGUGUAGCCUAAAGUAGGAGUAAGAAUUUGUAAUUUUUUCAGUGAUGUGCUGAUUAUGAUAUUGUGACUUUCAUGUAUAGUCUCUGGGUGGAGUGCAAAAAAAAAUAAAAUUACAAUUAUUUUAUUCAUUCAGUUAUGCAGCAAGAUCUUUUAUGUAUAGCAUUCCCAUUCAUCUUAUACUAUAAGCCAUUUCUUUAUGCCUGAUUUUGUUUUGCUAUCUAUAUGAAAGAAUUUUACAUUGUAAUUUGGUGAUUAUGUAUUUUUUUAAGUCAUGAUAUUCUUUUCUUCUUUUCUAUCAGCAGAUGUAAUAAAGGAUUAAUCUGGAUUCCU